Messenger RNA from Manduca sexta (tobacco hornworm), 3911 nucleotides. RefSeq names its product neutral alpha-glucosidase AB (gene GCS2alpha). The transcript is spliced from 20 exons. Gene Ontology annotation, biological process: N-glycan processing; carbohydrate metabolic process. NCBI's taxonomy places the organism in Eukaryota, Metazoa, Arthropoda, Insecta, Lepidoptera, Sphingidae. Bases 187 to 2985 code for a protein of 932 amino acids. Gene Ontology annotation, molecular function: carbohydrate binding; alpha-glucosidase activity. The record is from RefSeq and is a predicted model, not a curated record.
UAUCAACUAUCGUAUUUUGGUAACAUUGGGAGCUUGUCAAACGGAAUAUCUCCACGUAACGUGCGUGCAUUUUUAUCAGAAAACUGUCCAAAUAAUACAAUAUUAACGCCUCUGGAGCGGCAAUGAACGUGUAGAAAAUUUACCGUCAAUCUGUACUACACCUUUUAGGCGCUUUUGAACAAAAAAAUGACUAGGAUGAAGACCUUGGGGCUUCUUCUGGUCGCGCUUCUAUCUAUUAGCGGCAUUUCCGGCGUGGAUAGAAACAAUUUUAAGACCUGUGAUCAGUCAGGUUUUUGCAAACGGUUACGGGCUUUGAAGCCAGAAAAGUCACAGUACAGCCUAAAUGUAGACACGGUUAUUGUACACGGAAACGUGCUGUCCGCGGAAGUUGUCACCGUGGACACCGAAUCCGAGAAGAAGACAGUUUUGUGGCACUACGCUCUCAAGCUGUCUGCGCUCGCCGACGGCACAUUCCGUGUUGAGUUGGACGAGGCUGAUCCCCUGUACCCGAGGUACAGGACGCAGCUGGCGCUCGACGGAGAACCAAAGCCCGAUGGGUUAAAAUUAGUCUCCAACGAGCAAGGCAAGUUGACCCUGAUCAACAGCCAGGGUCAUAAGGUCAUCAUCACAUCGGAGCCUCUCAAGUUCGAGUUCCUGGACCUUGCUGGUGAUGUCGCUGUGGUGCUGAACGAGAACUCGCAGCUGUUGGUGGAGCCGCUGAGGGUCAGGCGGGAGAAGGUGGCUGAUGAUGAAGAGAAUCCCAACGCUUUGGAUGUCGAGGAUGAGACCGCGUGGAGUGAGAACUUCAAGUCCCACCACGACAGCAAGCCGCGCGGCAAUGAGGCUGUGUCGCUCGACAUCUCCUUCCCUGAUGCUGAUCAUGUUUACGGUAUCCCGGAGCACACGGACAAGUUCUCACUCCGCACCACGUCGUCGGGCGAGCCCUACCGCCUCUACAACCUGGACGUGUUCGAGUACGAGCUGGACUCGCGCAUGGCCAUCUACGGCGCCGUGCCCGUCCUCUACUCGCACGGCGCCAAGCGCAGCGCGGCCGUGUUCUGGCACAACUCGGCGGAGACGUGGGUCGACGUCGUCAACUACGCCGACGGCACCGUCGUCUCCUCGCUCGUCAACCUCGUCACCGGCGGACACAAGCGCAGGGUCGAUGCCAGGUUCAUGAGCGAGUCUGGUAUCAUCGACGCGUUCGUGAUGCUGGGCCCGUCGCCGUCGGACGUGUUCCGGCAGUACGCUACACUCACCGGACCCGCGCCGAUACCGCCUAAAUUCUCGCUGGCAUACCACCAAAGCCGUUGGAACUAUGUGGAUGAGGCUGACGUUCGCGGAGUGGACGACAACUUCGACGCACACGACAUACCGGCCGACGUCGUGUGGCUGGACAUCGAGUACACUGACAGGAAGAAGUACUUCACCUGGGAUGCGGAGAAGUUCCCCCACCCAGCGGAGAUGGUGGCCAACCUCACCGCGAAGGGUCGCAAGCUGGUCGUGAUCAUAGACCCGCACAUCAAGCGUGAGGCGGGCUACUUCCUGCACGAAGACGCGACGGACAACGGCUACUACGUCAAGGAUAAGGAUGGCAAGGAUUACGAAGGUUGGUGUUGGCCGGGAUCCUCGUCGUACCUGGACUUCUUCAACCCUGUGGUGAGCAAGUACUACGCGGAGCGUUACCGGUUCGAAAACUUCCCCGGGACCAGCAAGGACGUGCACAUUUGGAACGACAUGAACGAACCUAGCGUAUUCAACGGCCCCGAGAUCACGAUGCCCAAGGACUGUCGCCACCACAAGCCACCUCAGGACGGACAGGACGGAUUAGCUUCUUUCUGGGAACACAGACACGUGCACAACGAGUACGGCCUGUGGAACAUCCGCGCGACGCACGACGGCAUGCGCCUGCGCUCCGACCACAAGUACCGGCCCUUCAUACUCACCAGGUCCACAUUCGCCGGCACGCAGAGAUACGCGGCGGUGUGGACGGGCGACAAUGCGGCAGAGUGGGGCUUCUUGGCGGUGUCGGUGCCGAUGUGUUUAUCCCUCGCGGCGUCCGGCGUCAGCUUCUGCGGGUCUGACGUGGGUGGGUUCUUCAAGUAUCCGGAGGCUGAGCUCAUGACCAGGUGGUAUCAGGCGGGCGCGUUCCAGGCGUUCUUCCGCGCGCACUCGCACAUCGAGACCAAGCGCCGCGAGCCCUGGCUCUACGACCCCGCCACCGCCGCACUGCUCAGGGACGCCAACCGCAGGCGAUACGCACUCAUCGACUACUGGUACACAUUAUUUUACGAGCACUCCAUCGACAAACUGCCGGUGAUGAGGCCGCUGUUCCAACACUAUCCUAAAGAGGAGGAAACCUUCACCAUCGAUGAUCAAUAUUUGCUUGGCGACAAACUCCUGGUCCGUCCUGUGGUGGAGCCGGGCGUGUCGAGCGUGAAGGUGUACCUGCCGGGCGCCGACUCGCACACGCUGUGGUACGACGUGGACACGUACCAGGCACACGCGGCCGCCGGCUGGCUCAACCAGCCCGUCACUAUCUCUAAGAUCCCCGUGUAUCAGCGCGGCGGGUCGAUCGUCCCCCGCAAGGAGCGCGUGCGCCGCUCUUCCGCGCUCAUGGCCGACGACCCUUACACGCUCAUCGUCGCGCUGGACCACAACAAAACGGCGCACGGUUCGCUGUACAUCGACGACGGCGAAACUUACGAGUACCGCAACAACAAGUACAUUUACGCAAAGAUCGCGUUCGAGCCAAACGUCAUGACAUACACAUUUGUGAACGAUCAAGCCUCGUACCCAACACGAUCGUGGGUGGAGCGUAUCGUCAUCGCGGGCAUAAAAACCCCGCCGAAAACAGCCAAACUCAACCAGGGGGACAAGCAGGUCCCCCUGCAAAUGACCCUGCACAAGGGCAACGAUGUACUCGUGAUCAGGAAGCCAGGAGCAAUCAUGGCACUGUCCUGGAGCAUCGCCUUUAGCUAUUAAAUAGGUUAAUUGAGUUUGGUUUGCGUUUCUGUACUUUAUCGAGUAAUGAGAUGUAAUUUGCCACCGAUCGAUGGGUAAUUGAUCUUGCGUGUAUGUUUCUGGAGUCGAUAGUAUAUCAUUAAAAUCGAUUAUAAAUCGGGUAUUAUUGAACUGUGUAAUUUAGAUAGAUUUUUGCUACCAUGUCUAUAAUAAUUGAAAUGGUUGACCGAUUUUAUAGGUGUAUGAGUCGAUAUUUAGGUAUUAUCGACUUUCAUGAUUUAGCUAGAUGUAUUUAAUAUGAUAAUAUAUGGAGAUGCUAAACCAAACUCCAGUGAAAUGAACACUAUUUAAAUAAGGACUAUUGUAUUCAGUGUUGUCGGUGAUCCUAAUCUUAUAUAAUAGAACAGAUUUUUGCAAAGUCGGUAAACGCAUACUUAAUAAUAAUAACAUGGCAUAAUUAUUAAAUAUAUAUUUUGAUUUUGUGUAGUAAUUGUCGAUAGAUUUCAUAUUUAGUAUCGAUAAAACAUAUCAUUAUCUAAUGGAGGGAAUUCAAAAUCUGAUAAACAUCACAAUUUGAAACUUAUCGAUACUUUACAAUGCACUACACUGCCUAAAGUACUAUGUGUCGAAACGUUUAUCGACUUUGUAAACUUUUGUUUUAGGUAUAUGUGUCGUUACAUAGAACAUUGUCCUAUAAGAUAUUAGUACCUAAUUUAUGAGAUGUUAUGUGAAAUACAGUAUGUAUUGCAAUGAACACGAGUUAUCUUGUGCCCUCAAAUUGUGAAUUCCAAAUUAACUCCAUACCAAUCGGUAAGUUGACAAUAAAAGCAUGGAUAUGUUUUUUGAAAUAGAUGUUUUUGAAUUAUGAAUUGUAUUCCGAGGGAAGAAAGGUCAACGGGUAAAGCAUUAUCAUUAUCAUGUGAUAAUAAAUACAAUUUUAAUAUUAA